This is a messenger RNA of Sphenostylis stenocarpa, 357 nucleotides long. Lineage: Eukaryota; Viridiplantae; Streptophyta; Magnoliopsida; Fabales; Fabaceae. The record is from the annotation of a GenBank genome assembly.
GUUUUAAGGAGACGUGGACAUACCAUAAAUGCAAAUCUUCAAAAGAAGAGGGCAAAACUAACAACAAUGAACAAAAAGUUUGAUAUCCAAUUUCCUCCUCCAUAUUAUAAGUUGUGUGGAAAACACGCUAAAUAUUUUAAAGUCGAAGCAACGGUAUGUAUUCGUCAAAAAGCUCCUUUACGAGUUAAAACUUGGAAAGAAAUAUCCGAAGAUGAUUUAGCUAUAAUGUGGAAUCAUAUGAAGAAAGAAAAAUUAAAGAACGACGAAUGGUCAAAUGUCUGUAGAAGUAUGGAAGGCUACACGCAUGAGAUCCGAUGGAACAUGGUGUAUUCCAAAUGGAGAAGAAAUCAUGUGUAA